CUCUCCGUCUAUCUUCGCGCUCACCUGCGAUUCGCAAGGCACAAAACUAAGUCAUUCAUAACAAUACACAUAGGAUGAGUGCAGAAGGAAGCGAGAAUGUGCUCGUUGGAGUCAUCGGAGGAAGCGGACUAUACCAUCUUGAUAACUUGACUUUUGUCAAGCAUGUCAAUCCAGAGACACCCUGGGGCUUCCCCAGCUCUCCCAUUGUCAUCUGUUCCCUCCCCUCUGGCACGCGAGUCGCCUUCCUCGCGCGGCACGGCGUCGGGCACACCAUCGCGCCAUCUGCAGUACCCGCGCGCGCCAACAUCGCUGCGCUCAAGUCGCUCGGUGUGCGCGCCGUGCUCGCCUUCUCCGCGGUCGGCUCACUGCGCGAGGAAAUUGCGCCGGGCGACUUCGUGCUGCCCACGCAGAUCAUCGAUCGCACGAAGGGCGUGCGACCUGCGAGCUUCUUCGAAGAUACGAGCGUCGUCGCGCACGCGGCGUUCGGAGACCCGUUUGGAGUUAGGCUGGUGAGCUGGCUCGAGGGCCGUGUGAGGAAGGUGCUCGCGGAGGAAGCGGAGAGGAGGGACAAGGAGGAAGGUGAGGGAGUGGGCGGGCGAAGAGCGAUGCUGCAUACGGACAAGUGCGCUGUGUGCAUGGAGGGCCCGCAGUUUUCAACGAGGGCCGAAAGCCAGAUGUACAGGGCGUGGGGCGGGGACAUCAUCAACAUGAGCGUGCUUCCUGAGGCGAAGCUCGCCCGUGAGGCUGAGUUGAGCUAUGCGCUUAUCGCCACUGCCACCGAUUAUGACUCGUGGAGGCCGAACGAGUCCUCUGUGACUGCCGCCGAGGUGUUCAAGACUCUCCAGGAGAACGCACGCAUCUCACGUCACGUCGCAGCGACGAUCCUCGAGGAGCUACACGAAGCCGUCGCGGAGGGAGGCAUCCUCACCGAGGAGACAGGCUCGAUGCAGUACUCCAUUAUGCCCCGCUCAGUCCAGCACAAGGAGGAGGACAGGAAGAAACUGGCGUACAUCCUCCCGACGUACUUCAGCUGAUCGCAUAUGGGUUGCAGUGAUGAGACGGGCGAUACAAGCGCGGUCGAAAUAGAACACGAUUGUUUUAUUUAUAUUUUUGUUCUUGAUGUACGUUCCGGUAAACGCUCAGAAACAUGUUUAUCGACGCCACAGGAUGAUGAUAAACUCGAUCAGGG
Laetiporus sulphureus 93-53 is the source of this 1189-nucleotide messenger RNA. RefSeq names its product Methylthioadenosine phosphorylase. Gene Ontology annotation, biological process: nucleoside metabolic process. The record is from RefSeq and is a predicted model, not a curated record. Bases 75 to 1034 code for a protein of 319 amino acids. Gene Ontology annotation, cellular component: cytosol. The transcript has 6 exons. Gene Ontology annotation, molecular function: S-methyl-5-thioadenosine phosphorylase activity. Lineage: Eukaryota; Fungi; Basidiomycota; Agaricomycetes; Polyporales; Laetiporaceae.